Aspergillus heteromorphus CBS 117.55 is the source of this 540-nucleotide messenger RNA. RefSeq lists its product as uncharacterized. The record is from RefSeq and is a predicted model, not a curated record. Gene Ontology annotation, cellular component: fungal-type cell wall. Lineage: Eukaryota; Fungi; Ascomycota; Eurotiomycetes; Eurotiales; Aspergillaceae. The transcript has 3 exons. Bases 80 to 454 code for a protein of 124 amino acids. Gene Ontology annotation, molecular function: structural constituent of cell wall.
UCCAUCUCCAAACAUCACUUCUCUCUUCACCAUCUACUUUUCUACAAGGAUCUCUUGAGUCUCUCAACCCUCCUUCAAAAUGCAGUUCACCAUCGCUACCAUCCUCGGCUUCGCCAUCUUCGCCGCCGCUGCCCCUGCCCCCGCAGCUGCAGGAGGAAGCAAGCAGGUGUCCUUCGACGAGGCCAAAGGCCAAUGCUCGACCGGGGACAUCUACUGCUGCAACAUCAACAACAAGGAGGACACUUCCGGCAUCCUGAACAACGUUCUCAAGGACGGCCUUGUCUUGAAGGCUCUGAUCGAUGGCUCCGGGUCCUCCUGCGUGAGCACUUCUCUCAUCAAGGAUGUUGAUCUCCUCGCCUUCUUUGAAAAGGGAAACGACGACAAGGACUCUUACUGCAAGAACACCAUUGCCUGCUGCCCCAACGGAAGCUGCGAGGCCAUUGGACACUACUAGAGAUGCUCGCUAUCGGUACCCCUGGUACGGACACAAUGGAGGCAAUGCACGUGUAACAGUAGUCGCGCGGAGCUGGUUGAAAAUCC